AAGUUGUUAAUAAUAAUAUUUCAGAGAGUGGUUCAAGUGCAACAUGAGUAACUGUAGUUACCUAGUAACUGCUCAGCAUGCUACCUCCGUAUCUCACUGUGAUACGGGGAACUUCACAUCAGCGACUGACCUAAACCUGUUGAUUGCUCGGGGAAACAGGAUCGAGAUUAUGCUCGUUACUCCAGAGGGUCUCAGGUAUAAAAUAUAUGAAAGUAUUCUGGUAGCGAUAGAUCCAGAAGCCAGAGUCAUUGGUCUAAGAUUAUAUGACAGUCUUUUCAAGGUCAUUCCACUGGACAGAGGACAGAUGGAGCUUAAGGCGUUUAACAUCAGGAUUGAAGAGAUCAAUAUCCACGCUAUCCAAUUCCUGCAUGGUUGUCAGCAUCCAACUCUGGCACUUCUACAUCAGGAUGUGCAUGGCAGACAUGUUAAAUCACACGAGCUAAGUCUGAAGGACACUGAGUUUGUGAAGGUAGCGUGGAAGCAGGAUAACGUGGAACGACGAGCAGAUAUGCUGAUAGCAGUUCCAGAACCAUUCGGAGGAGUUCUUAUCAUUGGAGCUGAAAGCAUCACUUUUCACAGCGGAACAAACUCGCAUACAAUUGCUCCCCCAGCAAUUCAGAGCUCCUCUAUUGUUGCAUAUUCUAUGGUUGAUGGGAAUGGGAGUAGGUUCCUACUGGGAAGUAUGGCCGAUCAUCUGUCUAUGCAUGGGAGUAAUCUAAUUAUGUUGAUGGGAAUGGGAGUAGGUUCCUACUGGGAAGUUGAUGGGGAUGGUAGUAGGUUUCUACUGGGAAAUAUGGCCGGGAGCAGGUUGGGAGACUCUCAGCUGAUCAAACUCAACGCAGAACCCGACAUCAACGGCAGCUUCGUCACCAUUGUCGAUAUCUUUACAAACCUGGGACCCAUCAUCGAUAUGAUCGUCGUUGAUCUGGAGAAACAAGGUCAGGGUCAGCUGGUAACCUGUUCUGGUGGCUUCAAGGACGGUAGCCUUAGGAUUAUAAGAAAUGGUAUCGGAAUUCAUGAGCUGGCAACUAUCGACCUACCUGGAAUCAAGGGAAUGUGGCCUCUCCGAGUUGGAUCAAAUAUGGAUAAUACUCUAAUCCUUACAUUUGUCGAGCAGACUACAGUUCUAUCAUUGGUUGGAGAAGAUGUUGAAGAGACCGAUAUCCCUGGGUUUAGUUCUGAUCAACAAACCUUCUUUGCCGGGAAUACAGAUUUCGAUCAGAUUCUGCAGAUAACUCCUGGUGGAGUUAGGUUGGUUUCCUCACAAUCCAAGGACCUAGUGGAUCUAUGGAAUCCUCCUGGAGGGAAACAGAUAAGCGUGUGCGGGACGAAUGGAAGUCAGGUUCUGGUUGCCUGUGGAUCCGUUCUCUUCUAUCUGGAGGUCCAGUCGAAUAAGCUUGCAUUGCGCGGGGACUGUACUUUAGAAUUUGAGGUUGCUUGUAUUGAUCUUACACCUAUAGAAGAAGGAGAAACACGCGCGGAGAUUGCGAGCAUUGGUCUCUGGACAGAUAUAUCCGUCCGUCUACUGCGCAUUCCUUCACUAGAAGAGAUCACCCGUGAGAUGAUCGGUGGUGAGAUCAUUCCACGAUCUAUAUUGAUCGCCAAGUUUGAGGGAGUGAAUUAUCUGCUGUGCUCGCUAGGAGAUGGAUCUUUGAUCUAUUAUCUGUUCACUCCUCAGGGUACUCUUGUGGAUAGAAGGAAGGUCACCCUGGGCACACAGCCGACAGUAUUACGCAAGUUCCGUACACAGUCCACAACCAAUGUUUUUGUCUGCUCUGACCGUCCUACAGUCAUCUACUCAUCAAAUAAGAAGCUUGUUUUCGCCAAUGUUAAUCUCAAGGAAGUGAAACAUAUGUGCUCCCUGAACACUGAUGCAUACCCUGAAUGCUUGGCACUCACCUCAGAUACAAGCAUUACUAUUGGAACCAUUGACGAGAUACAGAAACUACAUAUCAGAUCAGUUCCACUUGGUGAGGCUCCAAUGAGGAUUGCAUAUCAGGAGGAGACGAGUACCUUUGGUGUACUCACUAAACGGUUGGAUAUUAUGGACAAGGGAGGACUAAAGCAUUCAAGAGAAAGUGUCACAACGCAGGCUGUUUCAACUUCAGUAGCUGUCACAGUUACUGGACUCAAUAGAUCUGGAGAAUCCUAUCUUCUGUUCAGCAUUGAGUCUUGUAAGCUUGGAGCUGACCCAACUGUUUACUACGUCGUGGGAACUGCAAUCGUCAAUCCAGACGAAUCAGAACCUAAGAUGGGUCGGCUGGUCAUCUUUAGUUGGGCAGAUAAUAAACUAACACAGGUAGCAGAGAAGGAGACGAAGGGAGCCGUGUGGACGGCGAUCUCCUUCAACAAGACCCUGAUGACCACCAUUAACAACACAGUCAGGUUGUGGGACUGGACAUGCGACAAAGAACUCAGAUUAGAGUGUUCUAAUUUUAACCAUAUAAUGGCUCUAUUCGCCAAAGUGUCCGGGGACUUUAUUCUGAUUGGAGAUCUUCUCAAGAGCAUGAUACUACUACAGCAUAAACCAAUGGAGGGAAGUCUGGAUGAAAUAGCUAAAGAUUACUCCCCGAACUGGAUGACAGCAGUUGAGAUUAUAGAUGAUGAAAAGUUCCUUGGUGCUGAGAUGAGUGCCAACCUGUUUGUUUGUCAGAGGGAUUCUGGAGCUAACACGGAGGAGGAGAGGUUACAAAUGUCGGAGGAUAUGUUUGAUCUACUUGAAGAACUGCAGUCCAGACUAACAAAGAAGAUUAAAUCAGUAGGACGGAUACAGCACUCAUUCUACAGGGAAUUCUACAAUGAGAAGAAGCAGGAGCAUAGUGUUGGGUUCAUUGAUGGAGAUGUAAUAGAAUCUUUCCUAGAUCUAGACAGGAGUAUAAUGGAUGAUAUCUGUAAUGGAUUGACCCGAAAGAACGGGACUGAGCGUAGUUCCCUGGCUACCGAGGAGGUGAUGAAGAUAGUUGAAGAUCUCACGAGAAUGCAUUAAUUCAAGAACCAAGUUCUAUCCUAUACCAGUAAUUAUAUCUUAUCUUGUAUAUUGAAUUAUCAUAAGUUCUGAUGCGUGUUUUCUCAACAAUAUACUUUGUCUUAAUAUUUU
Molecule: messenger RNA, 3097 nt
Organism: Eurytemora carolleeae
Lineage: Eukaryota; Metazoa; Arthropoda; Copepoda; Calanoida; Temoridae
Gene: pic
Product: DNA damage-binding protein 1
Biological process (GO): DNA repair; proteasome-mediated ubiquitin-dependent protein catabolic process
Cellular component (GO): site of double-strand break; nucleus
Molecular function (GO): nucleic acid binding; protein binding
Source: RefSeq, a predicted model, not a curated record